Molecule: messenger RNA, 1196 nt
Organism: Aureobasidium musti
Lineage: Eukaryota; Fungi; Ascomycota; Dothideomycetes; Dothideales; Saccotheciaceae
Source: the annotation of a GenBank genome assembly
UCAUGGCUAACCGUACUCCUCUUUGUGGUUACUAUCACCGCGACCAAUGUCCAAGAGGCUCACAGUGCGAUCGCUUACACCCAGCCAAUUUGGACCCCACUACACCCAAGGAGAUCGACUACCAAGUGUGCAACGAGGUCGGUCAAGGAUGCACACGCUGCUUCCAAGCCGGAUACCCAUGUGACAAGAAGAAUCGUGAUCACAAUGAUCCCAUGGAUCCGUGCUCCGAGUGUCGCCAUUUUGGUGGAUCUGGAUGCAAAUGUAUCCUUGCUCAGAAUACAACCCAGAAUGAUAUGUUAUAUCCCAUCAUGCUCAACGGCGCUACUCGUGAGCCCGAGUACAGUCUUCCCAAAUUCAAGGGCAGAGAGGAGCCGAGAUCGGACGGUAAGGUCCCGAAUCCGAUGCCUGCGAACGAGAUCAAGCCCGACUGGGCUGGCGCCUCCAAGGACGAACUACUUGCAACACCAGAUGUGCUGCCUCCCCAAGUUCGCCGCCGCCCUAGAGCCUAUCUCGUUCCUCCACGUGAGACCCACACGAAGAAAAAGAAUCGUGAUUGGCGCGCUCGUCAUCCUCCUGGUGACAUGUCCUUUGUUUCCUCGCCAGGACCAAUGCAGCACACGGUGAUGUGUGCGCCGCAACCAUCAGCAAAUCGCUUCCAGGGCCCCAUCAUCUCGACCACCAUACAUUGGCCGACGAGCCAACCCAUGCCACUGUAUUUCUCCAGUCACACGGUCUCAAGUCCUAGCAUGCAUUAUGCGAGCUAUCCCAUGGCCCAAGCCAUGGCUCCUGCAGUAGGUUGCUUACAAUUCCUGUCCAAAAGCUAUGAUACUGAUCGAUUAGCANNUUGGGCACCUCAACCCAUGGCACAACGUAUGGCUCCUUUGCCCGUCAACCGUGUGCCUGGCACACGUCAGGUGGGCUCUCACUCGCUUCAGGGCAUGUCUCAGACGCGUGUGUCUCGUCCCUCGAUCCGUCCUAGACCAACAAUGCCUGCUCCAACUGUAUCCACUGCAAACACGCGUCGUGCAGACUACGACUCCUCAUCCGACAUCGUUGAAUCUCGACCAUCUAAGAAGUCUCGCACAGAGACUACCGCAACAACCACUAGAGUCGAAGAAUGGGCACAAGACGUUGCCAACAUCAACGACAACAUUGAUACCAAGAGUGAGUUCUCAGUGUCCACCAUGUGGCGCCCA